AUGGCACUGUGGCAGGGAAGAGGGGCGUGUGGAGGUUUUGCAGAGGAGCCUUUGAGUCGAUUCAAAGGGAGGACGGGGUCUCCUGGCCAAAAAAAAAAAAAAAAAAAAAAAAAAAAAAAUAAUAAUAAUAAUAAUAAUAAUAAUAAUAAUAAUAAUAAUAAUAAUAAUAAUAAUAAUAAUAAUAAUAAUAAUAAUAAUAAUAAUAAUAAUAAUAAUAAUAAUAAUAAUAAUAAUAAUAAUCCCGCACUGUUAACAGAGUUACAGAAGAAAACAAGAACAAAAUCCGAUGAAGAUGGCGGAAUGAGCAGACUGAGGUCGUUCUUUAGGCGCCUCAAAAACGACCUCAAAGAGUAG
Molecule: messenger RNA, 354 nt
Organism: Closterium sp. Yama58-4
Lineage: Eukaryota; Viridiplantae; Streptophyta; Zygnematophyceae; Desmidiales; Closteriaceae
Source: the annotation of a GenBank genome assembly